AGUAACAUUUAUUGACAAUUAAGUGAUUUUAAUAAUUUAAAUUAAAUCUAAUAAAUACAUAUAUCGAUAACAUGUCAUAUUGCAAAACCCCAUCAAAGUCAAGCUCAAAAAAUAACCAAGAUGCACAUUUUCCAAUAUGCCCCUCAGAAAUUAACACCUGCCUCUUUUCACCUUUGGAAUCUAAAGACCAAUUGUCAAAUACGGAUAUUUUUGAACAAAUUCAUGUUCCUAAUAUUGAACAUGAAUUAAAUGUUGCCACUUCCCUUCUUCAACAAGGAAGCUUUACAACAGGUGAUAAUUUGUUUGAUCAUUUGGCUGAUAUAAUUAAGAUAGUGGUGAAAGAAAAACCCGAAAAUAUUGUGGAUUAUUUUGAAGAACUAAGUUUCAAUGUUCGUGAACAGAAAUUUAGAAUGCCCGAAAACUUUCCUUGGACUUACUUUAAAGAAAUAGACGUUGAAAGAGCUAAAACUUUUAUGAAGUUAAUGAAUCUUCCUCCUAAGCCCAAUGACAACGAAUACGAUGUAUGCAAAGAAAAUCCACCAAGGCAUUUCAAAAAAUCAUCAAAACCAACUCAAAAAAAGGAUCAUCCAUCAUUAGUGAUUUUGCAACGUAAACUUUCUCUAAAUGAAAAUGUUCUACGUUUACACCUAUAUUGGUCACUUUGUGGUUUUAAUUUAUCAAAUGAAGAAGUUUCUAAACUUUCGUAUGCUUUGCAAAAAGUUCAAUACCAUCCAAUUGUCGAGCAUGCUCGUUUUUGGGGUAAAAUCUAUGGUCUCAAGAAAUCUUAUUACAUUGUUGAAGCUAAACUCACACAAUCUGAAAUUGAUAAUCGUUUCGAAGAAAUGCGAGAAGACGUCAUGGAAAAGAUCAGAAUAUAUCAAGACACAAAAACCCAAAGUGUGAAUAAAAUAGAAGACCAAGAUCUUAUACCAGGAGCCCAGUGGCAAGACCGUACAGUCGAUGAACUGGAAAAAAUGAACCAUCAAUGUGAAGAAGUUCCUGUUUUGACGAAUAAUCCAACUUUUGAUAUCCCACCAGAGCCAAUUGGUACUGGCUUAAAUCGAAAAACUUAUUUUGUUGUGAAUUGUUUGAAUGACGAAUGGAUUGAACUUCCGAUUGUUAGCACUCAACAGAUACAAAUUUCAAGAAAAAUUAAGAAAUUCCUUAAAGGUGAACUUGACGCUGAAAUUCAUAGCUAUCCAAGUUUUCCUGGAACUGAAAAACACUAUCUAAGAACCAUGAUAGCCAGAAUCACUUCGGGAACAUACGUGGCACCCAAUAAUUACUACAGAAGGCUUACAAAAACAGAAAUGUUGGAGAUUUAUGGUGACAGUACAAAGGAAACCGAGGGUGAAAUCGAUGAAUCAGAUGGUGAAGGUGAAGAAGAGGAUUUAGACAAUGACGCUAUCAUUAUAGAAAAUGAAAACUAUAAACCUUGUGCCGAAAAACUUAUGAACUCAAAGUCCUGGGUUCAUGUUCGACCGAAUAUCCUUGAACAAGGUCGAAUAGUAUAUUUUGAUGAGAAGAAAGCCCUUAAAGCCUUGGAAAGUGGAAGUUACAACAAUGAAGAAGAAAUGGAAGAAAUAGAUGUUGAAGUUGGAGAGGAGGAGUCAGAUAGUGACGAUUCAAGCAAAAUGGAGAAAUCUGAUAGACCAGCCCUUUUCAACACAUGCUUUCAAGACAAAAACCGAGAAAAUGUUAAAAGUUGGAGCAUACGUAAUUCAAGUAAUCAUUGUAAAAUAAACCAGUUGACUAUUUUACGAUCAAAUCUAUGGCCUGGAGCUUAUUCGUUUACAUUUGAAAAAUACUCUGAUUCUAUUUACUUUGGUUGGGGAUCGAAAUACACUGCUAGAAAUGUGUCACUAGCUCAUAUACCACCGAUACACGUUGAAUAUGAGACAAGCGAUUUAAUUGAAGUGCGUGAUCCUACUGUUGAAAUGGAGGAAGCAUGGCGUUUAUUUAAUGAGAAAAAAGCAUUCGAAGAAAUGAUUGAAGAAGAAAACGAAGAAGAAGAAGAAUCUUGUUAGAUACUGUUUUGCAAAAUACAAUUUUUAUUCUAUUUUUAUUUGCAUCACGCAAAAAUUGAGAAAUUAUAUUGAUGUAUUUUCUUUAUAAUC
Messenger RNA from Eupeodes corollae, 2117 nucleotides. It is a transcript of the gene Rsph4a, whose product is annotated as radial spoke head protein 6 homolog A. The transcript has 3 exons. Gene Ontology annotation, cellular component: axoneme; radial spoke. Gene Ontology annotation, biological process: cilium assembly; cilium movement involved in cell motility; axoneme assembly. NCBI's taxonomy places the organism in Eukaryota, Metazoa, Arthropoda, Insecta, Diptera, Syrphidae. The record is from RefSeq and is a predicted model, not a curated record. The coding region runs from base 72 to 2027 and encodes 651 amino acids.